Aspergillus heteromorphus CBS 117.55 is the source of this 588-nucleotide messenger RNA. RefSeq lists its product as uncharacterized. The record is from RefSeq and is a predicted model, not a curated record. The transcript is spliced from 2 exons. The annotation marks the transcript as partial. Lineage: Eukaryota; Fungi; Ascomycota; Eurotiomycetes; Eurotiales; Aspergillaceae.
GGCACAGCCCUCAACCAACCAACCUCAGCGACCUCAGCGACCUCACCCUCACCCUCACCCUCACCCUCACCGACCUCGACCUCGACCUCGACCUCACCCGCGGCAGCCUGGCCGGCCUGGCCAGCCGUGUCAGGCUCGCCAGCCUCAACCUCAACCUCACUCUCAACCUCACUCUCAACCUCACUCUCAACCUCACUCCCACCCGCACUCUCACCCUCAUCCUCACCCUCACCCUCACCGACCUCACCGACCUCACCACCCUCACCAUCGAGGGAGCUCUGCUCCCCCUGACGGAGACGUCCCGAUGGGGGAUGCACCUCCCUCGGACGAAGACAUCGAGAUGCCGGACGCACCGGCCGAAGAACCGCAACAACAACAGCAACAGCAAGGAAGGGGCUGGGGAUUGCCCAGCGAGAUGGAAGUGGACAUCGACUAGCCCCGGCGAAGGUUUUUACCUACACAAAUGUGAUAGGAGUUUUCCUUGGCUGUGACCCAAAUGGGGGGGCUAGGGGGAAUCAGGACCUUGUUUUGAUGUUUGUUUUGAGAUACCUUUGUUCUUAGUUAGUUAAUGUCUCUGCGGAGACCGUC